Messenger RNA from Dendrobium catenatum, 1998 nucleotides. RefSeq names its product protein IQ-DOMAIN 1. Gene Ontology annotation, molecular function: protein binding. The transcript is spliced from 7 exons. Bases 478 to 1782 code for a protein of 434 amino acids. NCBI's taxonomy places the organism in Eukaryota, Viridiplantae, Streptophyta, Magnoliopsida, Asparagales, Orchidaceae. The record is from RefSeq and is a predicted model, not a curated record.
CGCCUCUUCACCUCCAAAUCACGAAGACGAAAACCAGAAAAGAGAGGCUCAGAAACACAGGAGAGAGAAAAACAAGCGUCGACCGAAUCGCAUAACGCCAAAACUAGUAGGAAAGUAUGUGUGCGCGAAAAAGAUGGUAGGCGAAUGAAACACUUCUGUUGGUGGAUCUCGAAGCGACACACUCUUGGAUGGAAGGCCAAGAGUUAGUGAUUUUACCAUGAUUCCGUGGCUUUAAAGUUGAGAACUUUCAGGAAGAGAUAAGCGAAUGGGAGUUCGUUUGCGCUAGGAGGUGAGUUCAGAUCUUUUGGAUCCUGGAUUUUUCCACAAUUUCUGCUUUAGUUGGAGUUCGAUGUGAUUUGAGUCGAGCAUUGUUAGAUCUGAGAUUGGCAAGCGGGGUGUUAGUUAUGUAAAGCUGAACUGAAAUCAUCAUGGGCAUUCCUGUAAGGUGGUUUAAAUCAUUUGUUGGGAUUAAAAAGCAUGAGAGGCUGCAAAACUCAAGUAACGGUGAAAAUUUACUGGAACAUUCUCUUGAUUGGCUUUCCAUCAUUUUCCGUUUGCUUGAAGAAACUACAGAAAAAGGAUGCAACUAGAAGCCAUUGGCACCGGAGAAGCCGUUCUGUUGAUUUUGAUACUUUUGUAAAAGAGGAUGAGCGUGUUGUUGGAACUACUCUAUCGGCAGGAGAUGCAGUUGUCCAAGCAAGUUCAAAUUCAGAACACUCUCCUGCCACCAAACUUCAUGUGCAGGUGUCGUCGCAGGCUGCAACUCAAUCUGAACAAAAUGUGAAAGAGGAAUGGGCUGCAACUGUUAUUCAAACUGCUUUCCGAGCUUUCCUGGCCAGACGAGCGUUACGAGCUUUGAAAGGACUUGUCAAACUGCAGGCCCUUGUUAGGGGCCAUGCUGUUAGGAAACAAGCUGCAAUAACCCUUCGUUGCAUGCAAGCUUUGGUUAGAGUCCAGGCCCGUGUUAGAGCAAGGCGAGUGCGCAUAGCCUUGGAGAGUCAACUUGGGCAGCAAACGGCUCAACAACAGGUUGCUCAGGAUGCACAUGUUAAAGAAAUAGAGGAAGGUUGGUGUGACAGUGUUGGAUCUGUUGAGGAAAUGCAAGCAAAACUGCUAAAAAGGAAAGAAGCUGCAGCCAAACGUGAGAGAGCGAUGGCUUAUGCUCUUUCUCAUCAGUGGCAAGCAGGUUCCAGGCAGCAGACAGGCCCUCUAGGGUAUGAACCAGAUACAAACAGUUGGGGUUGGAAUUGGUUAGAGAGAUGGAUGGCAGUCCGGCCAUGGGAGAAUCGUUUUCUUGACAUCAAUAUCAAAGAUGGAGUUAUGGCUAAUGGAAAUGUACCAAAAGAGGGAAAGCAAGUAGCCACAUCUUUUUUGAAGCUUUCUGAGAGGAAGCCUAUUUCUACUCUUCAUUCAAAUUGUGUCAUUCAGAAAACUAUUCCCUCUCAUUCUGAAGGAAGUGGAUCCUCAUCAAAUCGUUCUGUGAAACUGGUGGGUGCCUCCAACCUGGUGCCAGUUGAAGCCAUUUCUAGAUCUUAUGGUAUGGUCCCAAGGUCCAAAAGCACUCCAAAAGAAAGGAAUCUGCAAUUAGAUUCGCAGGAUAGGAAGAGGUUCUCAUUACCUGACAAUGGUGCAUCAGCAGCGAAGCGAAAGAUUAAUCGGCCUUCAACAAGCAAGGCAACCAACUCUCAAAAGACAAUCAAGGAAGCGCCCAAAUCAGAUGAAGAGCAACGGAUUCUGAAUCUGAAAAACGAAGCAACAGAAAGCGUUGAAAUCCAAGCAUGAGAAACUGCUACUCUUUGUACUUAUGUAUUGUGCAUAAAACCUGGCAACUCAUCCAACUAUUUCUCCCAUUGUUGUGAAGGAAUUACUGCAACAUAGUGAGGCAGACGCAGAGAGCUCUUUCUGCUGCGUAAAUUUAGUGGGAUCUUCAUAUGGCACCAAUGUUUUCCUAUUUGAUUUAUGAUUGUUGGAUAUGUUUUGUUUUUUCUGGUUAAUUUU